GCUUGCUAAGCAUUCACAUUUUAACGUUCAACUGAUCACGACGUGUGCGUAAAUAAGCGGCAUAGUUGCGUAAAAAGAUUACACAAAUAAAAAUAAUCUGUGUAAUACUGUGAUAAAUUGAAAACUUGCAAUUAAUUCGAAAGGAAUUAUUUCAUAUUAUUUGAAAUUGCAACACUCGAAGCGUUCAAAAACUAAAACGGUAUUCUUACAAUAAUUUCACAUACACUUUUUAAGGCAAAACCCUUUACAUUUUAAACCAAAAACAAAAAUGUCUGUCAAUCGUGCACCAAAGUCUGGCUUUGCAGCUGAAGCUCAACGUAAGAUUAAUUCCAAAUACAGCGAAGAAUUGGCUCAAGAAUGCCUAGAAUGGAUCAAAGUCAUUACAAGUGAGCCCAUCAACACCUCCGGUGAUAUGGAUAAUUUCUUUGAAGUCUUGAAGGAUGGUGUUCUCUUGUGCAAAUUGGCAAAUUGCCUACAACCUGGUUGCAUCAAAAAGAUCAAUGAAAGUAAAAUGGCUUUCAAAUGCAUGGAAAAUAUCUCAGCCUUUUUGGAAUGUGCCAAGAACUUUGGUGUACCCACCCAAGAGACAUUCCAGAGUGUAGAUCUUUGGGAAAGACAAAACCUGAACUCGGUUGUUAUCUGCAUUCAAUCUUUGGGUCGUAAGGCUCACAACUUUAACAAACCCUCAAUUGGUCCCAAGGAAGCUGACAAAAAUGUUCGCAAUUUCACCGAAGAACAGUUGCGUGCCGGCCAAAAUGUUAUUUCUCUGCAGUAUGGUUCCAACAAAGGUGCCAACCAAUCUGGCAUCAAUUUUGGCAACACCAGACACAUGUAAAGCUAAAAAUAUCAUCUUCCAUUUUUUCGUUUGAAAAAGCAAAUCCCACAUUCCGGAUGAUCUGUUGGUUAUUACAAGUGAUAAUUAAACAUUCCGGAUGAUCUACAACAUUCCUGUUUUAUUCUGUUCCAUUACUUAAUUAUUAUUAUUAUCACAUUCAACGACAUCCAAACUAAAUAAUUUCCCUUUAUUUCCCUUUUGUCAUAUACAAAUGUUCUUCUUUUGUAUGCUAAGAGUAUGAAUAAUAGACAUAAAAACGUUAAUUAUAUUUUUUACAAUAAUUUGUUUUUUUAUUAUUUUCUCUGAGUUUCGUAUAAUAGAAAUUAUGAAUUCCCUUCAAGCACAGUUGGCACCCAAUUCUCAAAAUAAAUAAAAUUUAAACUCACGACAAACAAUAACGAUUGUGAACCCCUUAAAUUUUUUGGAAGAAAUAGAUCACCUCACAUGACAGGCGAGCCAGCAUAUGUUUGUCCACUUGAUACAGUUAUACAUAAGCGAUUAUGGCUUAUAUGUAUAUGUGCCAUUAAAAAGUUAAUCUUUAUUAUAUAACAACUAUAUUUGUAGGCGAUAAUUUUUGAAUUGCAUUUGGCAUACUCCAAAAAAAAAGAAAACUUAUUCAAAUUUUAACGAAAAAGAAAUAAAUUCCGAUUUGAAUUAUAUAUUUGCAUUUGCGACAAUAAAUACAUGUUCAUAUGAAUUGAAAAAUAUAUAUUAA
Musca domestica (house fly) is the source of this 1550-nucleotide messenger RNA. RefSeq names its product myophilin (gene Chd64). The coding region runs from base 269 to 835 and encodes 188 amino acids. Gene Ontology annotation, molecular function: protein binding. The record is from RefSeq and is a predicted model, not a curated record. Lineage: Eukaryota; Metazoa; Arthropoda; Insecta; Diptera; Muscidae. The transcript has 4 exons.